Messenger RNA from Prorocentrum cordatum, 3963 nucleotides. The record is from the annotation of a GenBank genome assembly. Lineage: Eukaryota; Dinophyceae; Prorocentrales; Prorocentraceae.
CUCAAGGGGAUUGCGUCCACCUCUCUUCUCGCGUGGACUUCCCGUCGACAUCUGUUUGUCGAAAUCUGUUUGAAGUGCCCGAAAGGGCGCGAACAGCUAUCAUAUUCGAGCAUGCCAGCUGGACCACCCGCAGAAAGAGGCGAGCUGCCCGACUGGCUUCAGAACGAGGCGAAGCUCAGCGAGUACCUGCGGGGCCGCGGCGUGAGCACCGAGCGGCUGGGCACCGGCGCCGCGAAGUGCUGCGCUGACCUGCUGCACGAGCUGCGCGCGGGCGCCUGCCACCUGGAGGCAAGGGAGGCGGAUGGCGCGGCGCAGGUGCUGCGGAUCGUGGAGCCGGUCUUCAUCCGCCUGCGCUGGGGGGCGCGGGUGCUGGUCCAGGAGGCGCAACUGAGACCAGACGGGCGCACAGCCAAGCGCAAGAUGUUAUUGGCGGAGAAGAAAGAGCCUCGUGACGGCGGCGGUCUUUUUGCCACCAUCGUCCGCGGCAUCAACGAGGAGCUAGGCGUCCCGCAGGAUAUUCUGCAGCAGGAGGGCGUGCUGCACUACCGGCAGGACACCUACCACUUCGAGGUUGAGCAGAUCGACUCGCCGUCGUACCCCGGCCUGAUGUCCAUGUACAGGACCCACCACGUCCAGGUGGACAUCCAGGAGGCGGGGCUGCAGCACUUUGCUGGCCUCGGGCUGCCGGACGGCACCGACUUCGCCACCACCGAGACGACCGCCGUGGGCACCACCACCCACUUCUGGAAGUGGUACGACAUCGCGGAGGCCCUCGCGUGCCACGUCGUCAAGUUCCCUCCGCCGCUGAUGUCCUCGAGCGUGCUCCUGGCGCCGCCGGCCGAUGGCGCCGCCGCCGCGGCCUGCCAGGGCGGCGCGGCCGUGGCCCUGACGGCCGAGGCGCUGCCGGACGAGGAGGCCCUCGCGGAGCGCCUCGCGCGCGCCGGCAUCGACGUCGAGAAGUACGGCGUCGGGAAGGCGAAGAGCGUGGCGCAGCUGCUCAAGGAGCUGCGUGGUGGCGAGUCGGUGCUCGAGUGGUCGGAGGACACCAGGCAGCUCCGGCGCGUCGUGGAGCCCGUCUUCCUGCAGGUCCGCUGGCGGAACUCGGUGCUCGUGGAGGUGGAGCAGAAGUUCGCCGACGGGCGCACGCGCAAUCGGAACAUGCUGCUGGCGGAGAAGAAGUCGCCCAAGGACGCCGACGUCCGCGCGACGGCCUUCCGAGGCAUACGCGAGGAGCUCGACCUGCCAGACGACUUCCCACAGCUCGACACUGUCUGCCGAUUCAUGCAAGAGGCGUAUUGCUGCGUGGCGGAGAACAUGGAGUCGGCCUCGUACCCAGGGCUGCCGUGCGUGUACGUGACGCACUAUUGCGGCGUGCAGAUCUGCGAGACUGCGCUGCAGCUGUUCGAGGAGCAGGGCUGCCUGGCAGACACAUUUACGACCACCGAGGCGGACAAGACGAACGUGUGGAGGUGGAUGCCCGUGGACGAGGCGAGGGGGAACAAGGUGAAGGGCUUCCCUGCCACGAAGCACGAAGAUGCCGACACGGUCAGCUACAAGGCCCUCGAUCGCCGCCCCUGGACCGAGGGCCUGCGGGUGCUGCUCGAGAUGGGCGCUGUGAACGUCAGCGCCUGGGGCGAGUUCACGAUGGCCUCGCUGAAGUCCCUCGCGCGCGAGCUCAAGACUGGCAACGCCCACCUCGAGAGGGAUGGGCGCACGGGCCGCCUGCGCCGCGUCAUGAAGUCGAGUGUGCUCCACUUGAUGGUAGAUGAGCCCUCCGGAUCGCUGAGUCCAGGCCUGAGGCCAGUCGACUGCGCCCCCGCGUUCAGCCUCGAGGACGCGCGGGAGAUGGUGCACUACCGACCCGACCUCACCUGCUUCGAGGUCGUGUACCCAGACACGGCGUCGUACCCAGGGCUGCCAUGCUGCCAGCAGACGAACCUGGUGCAGUUCGAGGGCAGCUUGGCGGGGAAGGUAGGCCGCACGGCCAGGACAGCGUGCGUGGGGCGCGACCUGGACGACGGCCAGGGCCUCCCCGCCACUGCGCCUGAGAAGCCCAUCGACGGCGCUGGCAGCGACCAGCUGAGGGCUGGUCCGCGCCUAAUGGACGAGGCGGUGGCUGCGGGUCGGUUGCGCGAGGGCAGCUGCGAGGGAGUCAAGUCCGUCUCGAGCAUCUCGAGCGCGGACACCGGGUCCGCCUCCAGGGGCCUCCGGAGCGUGGACGAUGGCCAUCCGAUGAGCCCUCAGAAGGGCAGCGUCGCCCUGCCGCUGUCCCCUCAGCGGCGCAGCCGCGGCCCUGAGGACGGGGUGCCGCGCCGCACCCUCUGGGGCCAGGUCCGGAGUCUCCAGCAGAACCUGCGCUUCAAGAUGGUGGCCAAGGAGUCGCAGGGCGCUCCCGCUACGCCGGCUGAACAGGCGGUUUCGUGCGCGUGCGACAUGAUUCUCAUCCGCAACAUCAACCCGCUGAACGCGACCUUUCAGUGCCGCUUCACCAUCUACCUCGAGUGGCUCGACAAGGCGGCGGUGGGGCUGCCAGUCGGCGAAGUGCCCGAGGACCGGAAGAAGCAGAUCAGCGUGCCAGAGAUCGCUCUGCAGGCCGGCGGCGGCGCGGCGGCCUCCGGCGCCGCGCGCGCGGCGGCGCGCGACGCAGUUCCUGUAGCCGCGGCGCGCGCGGCGGCCGCCAGCGCGCCGCCGGCGCCGCCAGCGCGAGCGUCGGUGGCGUUUCACACUGCGGAGCGCCUGUGGGCGGCCGCGCCUUGCGUGACAGCGAACUUUACAGCCACGAUGUUCAGUCCGUACGCAGGUGCGGGAUCCCCCGUGGAGCGUGACGAAAACGCCUUGGCGGAGGCAGCCAGGGCGAUGGCGUGGCGCGCCGAGGAACGGAGUUCCGGCAACGUCGCCACCCAGUACGAUGCGGAGCUGGCCGCGCAGCUGACUGGCGGGCUCUCGAUCACGAACAGUCGCCCCGCGACCCGCGGAGCGGGCGGUGGCCGGCCCGCGGGGCCUCGGCGCCUUCCCGAGCGGCGGCCGCCCUGCCUCCGCCCCGGCGGGCUCCUGCCGCUGGGCGAGGGCGCGGCGCCCCUGUGGGCUCGGCUGCGGGGCUCCGCGGCCGCCGAGCCCCCGAGCCCGGAUGGACUUGGAGCCAUCCUGACGGUGCAGGCUGUGGCAUGGCGACUUCGGCGUUCACAGCGCAGCCUCUCGGCCAGCCUCAAGGACAUGAGCAACGCUUCCGCUGCGGGCGAGAUUGAGGAGCUUGGCUUCACAUCUGGCACGUGCGUGCAGCGCUGCGGGGGCCCGGGUGGCACGUGGGGCGGGGGCGGCGCCGGCUGGUUUCUGUUCGACAUGUCGUUUCUGGUCCCUGAGCUUCCCGCGGAGGUUGUCGCCACGAAGUGCAACCCGAUGGAGCUCGCCGCGGCGAUCCAGUGCUUCCGCUGGCCCCGCCCCCCCGCGAUGGCCGUGCAGAGGGUGUCCUUCUUGGACUUCCCGUGGGUCCUGGACUACAUUCUGGCCACUCGCUUCAACUGCUCCUUGAAGCAGAUCAGACACGCCGUCUGCAGCAUCGUCCUAACCCUCAGGACGAUAUUGUCUGCAGCGGUGGAGCUCGGCAUCCUCGUGUCGCAGGACGCGGACGCCAUGGACGGGGCGAUAUCCGCCAAGCCGUUCAUCGACAACAUGAUCCACGUCAUCACGGAGUGCCUGCAGAACUUCCCGCUGUGCCUGGACUCCGAGUUUUUCCACUCCUUCCUGGAGCCCCUGCCGAGCCACCUCCGGUUCUUGUGCGGAAACUUCCACCCGCUCACGCACAUGCAGUUCGAGCACGCGGCCAAGCAGAAGGCCUUCGAGGCCCAGACGAAGGCCAUCACCCAGGCCUUGUCCGAGCUGCCGUCCCAGUGCUCGAGCCUGGAGCUGUAUAUGAGCUCCCAGGAGGGCUUCUGGCGCCAAGUCGGGCUUCAGCGUCAUCCAUGA